GUGCGGGAUAUAUACUCUCCCGCGACCUCAUUAUAGACAUUGUUGAAUCCGACUGGGUUAAUUCAAAUGUUGUAGGUCAGGAGGAUUGGCUAGUGGGUGAGUGGAUCAUCAUAAGCCAUCGAAUAAAGGACUUUGAGAGUCUGAAGGUUAUUAAAGAUAUGUACACCGAAUACGAAGAAGGAUUGCCAAUACUCAGAGUCAUUCGGAAUUCAACGACCGAAGGCCUAGCUGCAAAGACGGAGAUUGCUCCAAGAUGCUGGACUGAACUUGAGAGGGAACUCUGGAAUCAAUCUUUGCAGAAUACUUACAAGAACUGGUUCUAUGAAGCUUGGGGUUUUAAGGAGGGGAUGUGGUAUGGGCAUUAUGGGCCUGCGGAUGAUAUAGAGAUUACUGAAUAG
This is a messenger RNA of Dentiscutata heterogama, 398 nucleotides long. NCBI's taxonomy places the organism in Eukaryota, Fungi, Glomeromycota, Glomeromycetes, Diversisporales, Gigasporaceae. The record is from the annotation of a GenBank genome assembly.